This is a messenger RNA of Phaedon cochleariae (mustard beetle), 871 nucleotides long. NCBI's taxonomy places the organism in Eukaryota, Metazoa, Arthropoda, Insecta, Coleoptera, Chrysomelidae. The record is from the annotation of a GenBank genome assembly.
CUCACCUGUGACGACAGAAAACACAGCUUUUGGGCUUUUGCACAACCUUGACUUUACGAUAUAGCCUUUUGCCCACUAUUUUGAAAACAUUUCUUAUUUUCCAAUUGAAAAUAAUUAUAAGAGCAAAUGAAUAAUUUAGCAAAAUCAGCAAACGUAUCCAAGUCCUGGUUAAAAACUAAUCCAAUUCUAUUCGCUGCUAUAAGAAAUCAUUGGAACAAGGACUACAAACCAGCAGCAUAUCCACGAACAGAAAAUGAAAGAAUAGCUGCUGCUGAAAAAUAUCAACUACAACCUGAGGAAUACCAACCAUAUCCAGAUGAUGGAUCAGGAAGGGGAGACUAUCCCAAUUUACCUGCUAUUUCUGGGGAUUCCAAGGAUCCCUUUUACCCUUGGGACCAUCCUGAAUUGAAAAGGAAUUUCAAUGAACCUAUGCACGCUGAUUUUGGUUUGAUAAGGGAAGACAGAUAUGAUGUCAAUGCAAAGUUGAAAAGGCCCUUGUGGUUCUAUUGGGCUCAACACUUAGGAACAAUGAUUGGUUUAUAUUGUAUAUACUCUUUAUUUGAGAAUGUUAAAAUGUUUCAUGCUCUAGUUCCAAAACAGUUUCCAAAUCAAGGAAAGACCCAUUAUACUUUUGAAAGAGAAUAAUCUACAAUUUAAAUAAAUAUAUAUUUCAAGAAAUGUACCCAUCUUGGUAAAAUAUAUACUUAGAUUGAAAUGAAAAUUGAAAAAGAAACAAGAGUAUGUCUAAUAAUCAAUUCAUUUACAAAUUUAGAGCAAUAUAAUUGCCAACACUAGUGAGCAAGUCUUUGUGAUAUACUCACUAUAUAGUAUAGAUAUAAAUACUCACUUUAGUCUAUUCUGUUUUGCUUUG